Diorhabda sublineata is the source of this 7316-nucleotide messenger RNA. RefSeq names its product centrosomal protein of 164 kDa (gene Cep164). Gene Ontology annotation, molecular function: protein binding. The record is from RefSeq and is a predicted model, not a curated record. The coding region runs from base 239 to 3433 and encodes 1064 amino acids. Lineage: Eukaryota; Metazoa; Arthropoda; Insecta; Coleoptera; Chrysomelidae. The transcript has 13 exons.
UUUGUAUACUACAUUUAGUCAAUCGCGGUUAAAGGUUUCUGUAUUAUUUCUAUAACUGAUCUUAUCUGCGACAGAUGGCACUGAUUAACCGAUUGAGGAUUUGUUUAUUUUUACCCCUAAAAUUUCGAUAACCCUUCACCUGCUCCAUUCCAAAUGUCACAAGGAGGAUCAGCUGUGAAGUGUUAACAAUGUAGUUAUUAAAAAUAUUUGUAUUUUAAUAUUAAAAUACGUGGUGAAAAUGUCAAUAAUCUGUGAAGAAAUCUUCGAUGAAAUCAGUCAUCCCUCCGAAGAAGAAGUGAAAGAAUACGCUCUAAGAAUCGGUAUAGACCCCGUAUCAGAACCGCAGUUACUACCACUAGCUGCAGAAGGGUUGAUGAAAGCUUUACCAGCCGGUUGGAAACCAUGUUACGAUGAUAAAUCAAAAUGUUACUAUUAUUACAAUAAUUUAACAAAGAAAACGCAAUGGGAACAUCCUUUGGAUAAUAUUUAUCGGGGAUUAGUAAAAAAAGCGCGCACAGAAAGUCAAUCGCUCAGUCUUCAGGACAACAGAGAAGACGCUACUUACGUUACUGACGAUAUUCUAAGUUUGGAGGAACCGGUUUCCAAUACACCUUCAAAAAAAUUAGAUCCACUUCCUAUAGUUACCAAGAAGAGAUUAUCGCCGAUUAAACUCAGUCCGAAUGCCAGUCCUAAAAAGGACUUUAAAUUAUUCAAACAAAAAUCCGAGGACUCAACGACAGGUCCUAAGAAAUUAUCUUUGGGCUUUAGCAGUUUAGAUGACGAAAAAGAUUCGGUAUUUGAUCGCCAUCCUAGAAAUAUGGAUCUGAAAGUAGCGGGUGGUGGAUCGAUGUUUCUAAAAUCGAACACCAUGAAGAAAAACAUCGAUACAGGCACGAGUCCUGUCAAUACCAAGACUGAAAACAACCAAGAUCAAGGGGAUUCACAACAACCGAGAAGCAUUUUACGUGAAAAAAAUAUAAUGGAACAUUCGAAAAGUCUAGAAUUCGAUAGACUCGCUAUUAUGGAUAAGUCGGAAAAGGAUGAAGAGGAUAAAAAAAGUGUCAGGUUCAAUUUGGAAAAUAACACCGAUAUCGGUAUCACUUUCUCGGAUAAAAGUUCGAGCGAAGAAGAAUACGCCAAUAGCGAUAAACACAAACUCGACGACGUCAUUAACGUGAAACUUACGCCAAUCAAAAGUAGAUUUUCUGUCCAUCCGGUAUUGGAACCCAUCAAAACGAACAAUACGUUGAAACUGAUCAAACCGAAUCCCAAGGACUGCAUCAAACCGAAGCUAACUCUCAGCAAGGUUUCAGACAGUGACGACGAGACCCACAGUUUGGAAAAAGAAGGUUUGGAAAAUGUAAAUAUAUUCGAAUCGGAUAAUUCAGAUUCGAUUAGCGAACGAAUAGCGAAAAGUACGAAACAAUUGGAAGCGAAGGCCGAGAAGAAAGUUGAAUUGUUGAAACAAACAAUAUGGGAAGAAAAAAAUAAGGAAAUGAUGAAAUUUAAAGAGGAUUUGGAAACAUCGCACAAACGGGAAUUAAAACGAAUCCUCGAAGAUGAAAAAUCCAAGCAAGAUAUUAUACUCGAAGAAGAAAUAGAAAAGUUGAAAUUGGCGUUAAACUUGGAACAUCAGACGGCGAUAGAAGACGAAAAGAAUAAAAUAGAAGAUAAAUUGAGAUAUUUGAAGACGGAAUUAGACAAUAACAUUGUAAUUGAGGAAGAUAAAAUGAAAGAGAAGUUCGAAAUAAAGAAGGAGGAAUUGGAAAAGUAUUACGAAGAAAAAUUGGCGGACGUCGAAAAGGAAUUGGCGGAAAAAGUUGAAAAGAGUCGCGACGAAUUAAUUUUUAACCAUAACGCAGACGUGGAUCAAUUAAAACAGAAUCAUACGAUUAUUAUAGACGAAUUGAAGAGGCAAUUCGACGCCGAGGAACAGGUCUUAAGGAAAACUCAUCAGGCGAAAAUGUCGGAAUUACGAAGCAAAUUUCAGGCGGAAUUGGAACAAGACAAAAAUCGUAGUACGACCGAUGAAAAGUUAAGAUGCGAAAAAAGAUUACUCGAAGACAAAUACAGAUGUUUGAAGGAAAAAUACAUUAAAUUGAAAACUGAAGUUAGAAUGACGAUGGAAAAGAGAAGUAAACGAAAAGAACAAAGCACAACCACUAAUACUACCGGAUCCGAAACCGAACAAAGUCAUUCGAACAAUAAGGAAAAAAAAGUGGUCGAUAAACCACCAACUCCGAAACAUACAAAAAACUCAACCGCCGAAGAACCUAGACCGAAAUCGGAAACUAGGAACGCGACGCAAGUUCUUAUUCACGAUAUUGAUACCUCCGUGAGUGAUAAUUGUUAUCACAGCGACGACAAAACCAAUCAAAACGAUAGUUCCGAUAGCACAAAUCCGGGUAGGAGUCGAAAAAAAAUAUUUUCCAGAUUAAAAAGUUCUUCCACAUCUAGAAUUAACAAUAAUACGAAAGUCCGGAAACCUCAAAGAUCUUGUUCACCAGUAGAAAAUCUUCGUAGGCAAUUACAAAAAUUGGAAGAUUUAGAAGAUCAAUUUCCUGAAAACGCCCAAGCCGAUACUUACCAUUUGAGAUACCCGUUUUCUGACGGUCAAAAAUUCGAAGGUAGUUCGGAGUUGGAAUUUUUCCGACACCGCAUCCAUUUGGAGCGCGAUUCGAUCAAAAGAGCCAAAGAGAGUUUGAGAAGUCAGAAAAGUUUGUUUCAACAAAGACAGAAAGAAUUGAAAUUGAAACACGGAUCGAUGGCCAGGCAUACGUUACAACAACUGUGCCAGGAAGAAAAAGAACUGACAGACAUGGAAGUCAAUUUACACAGGACUCGUAGUCUUCUUGGGGAAAAAGUGAUUCGUUUACGUCAUCUUGAACAAUCACUUCAAAGGGCCAACAUGCAAAACGAUCAAAAUCACGAAGAUGCCACUUUAAGUGACAUAUCAUCUCAUAGCGCCAGUUCAGGUAUAAGUUCGACGGAAUUUGCCACCGCCGAUUACGUCGCCAAAGGCAUUUUGAACAAAGAAAAAUUUCAAGAAUCCUCUGAAAUAAUACAAAGCUUGGAAAAUUUGAAUUCGGAAAUCAGAGAAAUAUGGGACGUCCUAAGGAAACAACAGCAACAAACAAACAUCCAACAAGUGAUUCCACCUUUGGUAUAUCCGGACUUGGGUUGGCCGGUUUUGGCCGGAUCCGCGACGAACGUACAACCGGCGCCGCCGUCGAUACCGACUUUGGCUGAUCGUCUUCAUAAUUACCGGCAACAUUUGGCGUUGGCGAACGCUCAAAGCACCGUCGUCACUCACGCUACUCAAGGAGCAACUACGACUUUAGUUGAAAGAACGAGGAACUUGAGACACUGGCUGAAAACUACCAGUAUGGAAGCCGGAGGAAGCGAUACUAACGCCCAACAAGCCACGCUGUGAAAUGGAAAAACGAAUCAGAUGUGGAAUUUUUUUUAAUGUAGCUAAAUAUUUAUUCUCUUAGUUUUUUUGGUAUUAAAUUUCAAUUUGUUAAAAUUCUUACUUACAUCGAGAGAUAUUAUCAAAAUUCGACGUGAUUGUUGAAAAAUUUCAAAAAAAUCUCGUACAAACUGAAAGUUUCAAAUAACAAAUAUUUUCGAAUUCAUUAUAAGGAAAAAACAUUUUCUCCAAGUGGAAGUUUAUUUUUUUUUCCAAUUUUAUAACAUGAGGGUGGUUUUCAUUUUCGAUCCCUCGUUGAACGAAAUCACAUGGAAAUUAUUCAUGUACGAUGUUUAUAUUGUAUAUUCCGAUUCAUUUAUUUUGUGAUUAGAAUUCAUAUACGGGGUUUCUCAAAAAAAACGUAAAGUUUUUAACCAUAUGAUAUACAUCUUCAGUGAUUUCGGUAUUUUCUUCAAAUAGAAAAUGAAGUGGUGUAAGAUCCGUAGAUCGAGGUGGCUACUAGAUUUUCGUUACUUUUCUCAAAUUAACUGUUUGGAAACUUGAAACUCUCGAACUGUCAGUUAAAUAUUGAAUGACGUUGGUGACACGAAUAAAUACGACUCGAUUUCGAUAUAUUUGGCAGUGAACGUGUUGAAAUUUCAAAUUUUUGAUUUAUUGACAAAGAAAAACUUUUAUAAUUAUCAAAAUUUUUAUUUUUUGAGAAACCCUGAAUAUAAAUAAUGUUCAUAAUCGUAUUUAUUCGAGUAUUAUAAAAAAACAAAAGAUUUUUAAAAUUGUUACAGGGCGGAACGUUUUCAUUGUUUUGGCUUUUUCUUUUCUUUAUUUUUCGUGUUUUUUUUUUAUUUUGUGAUUUAUUUAGUAAAAGAAAAUCAAAUUUUACUUUAAACUCCGAUUUCUAGUCGUUAUUAAAUAUGCAAUUUUAUCUACAGGUAUUAAUUUAAAAAAUGAUCUCAUUAUAUUCUUUAAAUUCUUAUUGUACGUAGAUUAAUGUAUCUGUAUUUAAAUUGUGUUCUAUAUAUAUCAGGUAAUUUAAUGAUGAUAUAUCCAUCUUCCUAUUUGUACAUUUUACCUCCAAGUCUAUCAUUUCCUCGUUUUCCCUCUUCAUAUUUUUUUCCUUCGUCUCUCUUAUUUCGAUUUACUAGUUUCUUGUUACUCACUAGUGAUUUAAAUAUAAUAUUUAGAACCACAUUUACAUAAUCACAUUCCAAAACAUUUCUUUAAUAAAGAUCUCGAUAGUUGUUAUCAAAAAUAUAUACCUUGCCUUAAGUCUGAAGGUCUGACUGAAUUUUUUUAAGAUGUGAUACAUAUUUCGGAUGUUGCAACACUGUUAAGAAGGCUGUCUUUUCGAACCGUUUCUUGUCCUCUUUAACCAAAGAUAUUUGUUAAGAAUAAAUAAUUGUAAUAUCGAACUAUAUAUAUAUAUAAAAAUAUUUAACAAAAAAAACUUCUUUUGCCAAGCAUUUUAGUACAACAUAGUGCCAAUAUAUUUAAAUAUAGAUUUCCUUUAUUUAAAACAAAAAACACACAAUACAACUUGUAUAUUUAAAUUUGAAAUCGUAAUAUUGAAUUUCAAAAUGAAAAAUUCGAAACUAACAUUUCAUUCCGCAAAAUUGUCAUUUUUUUUUCAGUUACAAACAUAUUUUUCUUAUUUAAUUGAAUAAAUAAAAAAUACAAGGUGCGAUAUUAGUAAGUUGCAUAAAUUAUUGUUUAUUUUCUAUAGAUUAAUCCAUUUGUACCUCAAAUAUGAAUAUUCUUUGAUCAAAUAUGACUCGUUUGAAUUAUCUAAAGCAAUUACUUGAUCCUCUUCUUCGGUAUCGUAUUAUUCCCUACAGUGUAUCUUUUUUAUGCAUAAUUACACUAAUGCUGCACCCUGUAUGUAGUAUGUUUUAUAAGGAUACUAUCCUGUGCACUUAUUAAUAUAGUUUCCAAGUACAAAAAGAAGGAUAAUUUUAUACUAUCGCGGUCCCCUCGUUUUUAUUUUGACGCUAUGAAAUUAAAAAAUCAUCAGAUUUCAAUUAAUUUUUCUAAAAAAUCUUCUUUUUUAUGAAAAACAUCAUUGGAAUAGAAAACAUAUGAAAAAAUAAUAGUUUCAGGUCUUAAAAUAUUUGUGUAAUCUCACUUAUUCACAUAUAAUUGUUGACAACUUUUUUACAUGUAAUAUAAUCAAGUUUUUAUAUUUUUUCUUUAACAUAUACACAAAAAAAUAACGAAAAUUUUAAAUUUUAUUUUUAAAAAACUUUAUUCAAAUAAAAAUAAGUUACAAGUUGACAAAUGUUGAAUAAGUACUGAAUUUUAAUUUCUAAAGUAGUCCGGAUUUUUCUACUCUUUAUUUACAAAAAUUCACAUGAAAAUGUUGAUUUUUCAUGUAUUUACAUCUUAAAAUAAUAGUUUUUUCAAAAAUCGAUUUUUUGUUAAAAAUUUUUAAAUCAAAUAAACAAUUAGAUUAUGCGAGGUUUAAAAAAACUAUCAUUUAACAAUUUUUAUUUGUAAACCAUUAAUAAAAUUUUCAAAAUGUCUCUUUUUGUAUAGAUUCUUAAAAAAAUAUAUAAACUCCGUUUAAUGCUAUAUAUAAGUCGGUAACUUUGGGGAACUAUACGAAACUUUAUUGAUUUCUGUGGAGCAGCUGACUGUUUGAAAUUAGAUUUCACUAAAUUUCUUGUAUACGGUAAAGGGUAAUUUCGAAUGGUGUUGCAGGUUGAGAACUCAACUCUCCAAGAGUUUAAUGCUUUUGAUAUGAAAUCUUCUAGUGAGAUUUUUUCCAUAAAUCUGCCGUAAAAACGAUAAUUUUUCAAAAAUAUUCAUUGAAAUUGAAUAAUUUUUCAUUUUCUAGGACUAAUAAAAACGAGGGGUCGGCGCUAGCAUGAUAUUACAUUAAAAGUAUCAUAUUUUUACACAUUCCAUAUAUUCUUGUCAUUUUUUUUAUAUUUUCCUUGUGAAUAUAACGAAAGUUAUAAAUACUGGGUAUACUAAAAUGAACUGAACCGAGUUUCCAGGGAAUAUAAUUUGAAUUUAAUACCAACCCCCUGUUAUAUCAAAAGUGGAUCUCAACAUUUUUUUUUCAUUUUUCAAUGUUUUUUAAAAAUCUACGAUGAAUUAAUACGUAGUACAACAAUUAUUUCAAAACAAAAGUAGAUUAUAUACCAAAUAACAGGGGUAGUUUAUGCUUAUAACCCUGUAUCGAAAUAAAUCGUAUGGUUAUUAAAGACUUUUUUCUGAAUAAUCGCACAGAAAUUUUAAUUGUUUCAAAUUUUUCCAAACAGUUUUGUACAACCCCCAUUUUCCAGUAAAUAAUCCCCUGACGUUAAGAAAAGAAAGUGUUAUCAUUUAAACCUACUCUUUUUUUCGCUAAUUUCUAAACCCACUAUAUGAUUUUUACGAAAAAUUUCCAUUAAUUUAAGAAGCUUCAAGUUUUAUUUAAAUACAUUUUCAUUAUUUUGCACCGGAUUAUUUUCGUAUCCAAAAAAUUAAUUUCUCACUUCAAAAACUACGUUUGUCAAAAUUUCCAAAAUUUUUUUUCCAAAUCCACUUUAACGUUGUCAUUGGUACAAAUACAAAAAAAAAAGAAUCUCAUUAAAGAGACCAUUAUAACAUAUAUAAAUUAUAUUUUUUUCAACUGGAAUUUCAAGGCUUUGUUGAUCUCUAUGAAGCAGUUGACUGUGUCUUUAAUAUUAGACCUAGUCAUACACACCUCAUCAUGCAGACUCUCUGAAAACAUCAAAUCUCAAUGAAUAAGUUUGAUGUGAUCAAAAAAUGAGUCUUCUUUCUUAGUAACUUUGAAGACUUUUUUUAUCUCGGUGGGGUACGACUCUCUGAGGACAUCAUAUCACCACGAAUAAAAUUAAUUAAAUUAAAAUUUCCAAAAAAAAUUUUUUCAAUUCAGUUUAAU